This is a messenger RNA of Lacerta agilis (Sand lizard), 2623 nucleotides long. It is a transcript of the gene TRABD2A, whose product is annotated as TraB domain containing 2A. The transcript has 7 exons. The record is from RefSeq and is a predicted model, not a curated record. Gene Ontology annotation, molecular function: metalloendopeptidase activity. Lineage: Eukaryota; Metazoa; Chordata; Lepidosauria; Squamata; Lacertidae. The coding region runs from base 49 to 1593 and encodes 514 amino acids. Gene Ontology annotation, cellular component: membrane. Gene Ontology annotation, biological process: negative regulation of Wnt signaling pathway.
UGCCUGCCUGCUCCCCCCAUCCGAGCUCCGGGCGUGGAGUGAACUAGGAUGGUGGUGCACAGCGCCGGGGCUGGCUUGCUGCUCAACUGUCUCCUCCUCCUGCUGGCUGGAGCGAAGCAGAGCCGGGAUCCCGCCGCAACCAGCUGCCAGAUCCACAGGAAACAAAGCGAGCUGAACUCCUUCCUGUGGACUAUAAAAAGAGACCCGCCGUCCUACUUUUUUGGUACCAUUCACGUCCCAUAUACCCGGGUCUGGGAUUUUAUCCCUGACAAUUCCAAGAGAGCCUUCCAGCAGAGCCAUAUUGUCUACUUUGAAUUGGACCUCACCGAUCCCUACACAAUCUCUGCUCUUACCAGUUGCCAGCUCCUGCCACAGGGCGAAAACCUUCAGGAUGUGCUUCCCAGGGACAUCUACCGCCGGCUCAAGCGCCACUUGGAAUACGUCAAGAUCAUGAUGCCUUCCUGGAUGACACCAGACCAACGGGGCAAAGGCCUGUAUGCUGACUAUCUCUUCAAUGCUAUCGCAGGCAACUGGGAGAGGAAAAGGCCGGUAUGGGUCAUGCUGAUGGUGAAUUCUCUGACUGAGGUGGACAUUAAGUCACGUGGUGUACCCGUUUUGGAUCUCUACCUCGCUCAGGAAGCUGAACGCCUUCGAAAGCAGACCGGGGCAGUGGAAAAGGUAGAGGAGCAAUGCCACCCAUUGAACGGCCUCAGUUUCUCCCAGGUGAUCUUUGCUUUGAAUCAGACUCUUUUGCAGCAAGAGAAUCUGCGAGCAGGCAGCCUGCAGAUCCCUUAUACAACCGAGGACCUUAUCAAGCAUUACAACUGCGGGGACCUCAACUCCAUCAUCUUCAAUCAUGACACUUCUCAAGUCCCAAAUUUCAUCAAUUCCACUCUGCCACCUCAUGAACGCAUCACGGCGCAGGAGAUUGACAACUACUUCCGCCAGGAGCUAAUCUACAAGCGGAAUGAGAGGAUGGGCAAGAGAGUGAAAGAUCUACUGGAGGAGUAUCCAGACAAAAGUUUCUUCUUCGCAUUUGGAGCGGGUCAUUUCAUGGGCAACAAUACAGUGAUAGAUGUUUUGAGGAGAAAAGGAUAUGAAGUUGACCAUACCCCUGCUGGACAUCGAACCAACAGUGGGAAGCAUCAGAAGGUGCUGUCUGCCCUCUCUUCAUCUUCCCCGGAAUAUGCCUCCUACAUCAUCUCUCAGGAGCUCCACUCUCCCCAGCAACAUCCGCAGAAAGAGGAGGAGGAAGAGGAGGAGCUGCUGCCUCAUUUGCUUCUGCCAGAAAGCAUUGACCUGCUGGACAAAGUGGACAGGAAAUACAAAAAGAAGAAAAAGAAGCAGCAGAAGAAGCAACGCUUGCGCCAGUUCAAUGACCUCUGGGUACGCAUCGAGGAAAGUACCACUGAUCCGCCUCCUCGGAUUCGUAUAAUUAAUGGGUACAUUACUGUCGAGCCUCAGCCACGGGGCCACGGACGAUCCAGUCACAUCCAGACAAACACCAACUGCUCCAGUGGGCUAUUUCUGUUCUUCUCUACCAUGAUAUUGACUUUGAUGUUGCCCUCAGUGAUUAUACUGAUGCUGGAGUGAACCUUCCAUGUAGAACUGCAUAUUCUUAUCUUUUUUUCAAAGGAUCUGGGGUGAAACGAGAAAAGAACAACUUUUCUGAAGGGCAGAUCAUCUAUAUGGAUUUUUUAUUUUUAUUUUUUUGCCUCAUCCUUUUCCUGAAUCUGGACCAUUAACAUGAUUAACUGGUUUGACCGUGCCUAAUACAGGAGAAGAUGUUUUUGAUGAAAGCCAUUAUUUAUCCUUCUCUUGCAGAAGAAUUCUUUCAUGUUAUCCCAUGAUGAUUUUGGGGAAUGUAUAUGUAACAUAGCUGUUAUUUAGCUGUAUGAAACUGACUUGAAAACAAUUUGGGGAUUUGUUUGUUGUUUCUAUGUGGUCUCUUGUGGAUGCUAUAACGAGCUUUGAGCUUCUCAAAGCAAUAGGAACUUGGACUUGAAGUUAUUAAUUUGGCCAAAAUUGUACUGUUUGGAAUGAAGUGUUUCCUGCUCUUUGCAGAUCCACACAAUCAUCUGUUUCAGUGUUAUCACUGCCUUUUCUGCCCUCCCCGCCUCUGUACUCUUUGUACUUGUCACUUUUUACUGGACCCAUUUCUGUGUUUUUAGCAACAGCUGAACACGCACACAAUCUUUAGGAGGUGACGCUUUUCACGAGAAUUAUCUUCUUCAUGUCAGGAAAAGCUUUGCCUCUUAAAUAUUGGUGUGUAUGACAGCUCAAAAGCUUGCUCCUCUCUCCAGCGUAAUUUGAACCAUUUCUGAAAUAAGCAAGUGUUUUAUUUUUCCUGCCCUUUCAAAAGGGUUGCUAGAUCCUAGCCUGGAGCUGGUGACUAUCCCUUAAAAGAUUUUACAUGGGAUGCAGAUGCUGCAUCUCCUUUGUCUUGUUCCUCUACUGGUCAUCUUGCCUAUUAUGCUUUCUACCUCCGUGAUCUGCCUAACCUUAACUUUGCCCUUUAGCAGCUAUGGACAGAGGCAGGUUCAGGAGCCAAGUGGAUGAACCGGGUACUGGCAAAGCCUUAGAAAUCCUAAUACAACAGUGAUAAUAAAUAAAUACAACCUUG